AUGGCAAACGAGAGCAGUGGACAGGCGUUCCCGGCACAUCAACACCCUGCUCAAUGUUCCGACAAUGUCAAAUAUUUGAGCAACGACGAGAUCCAACAAUUCAUUGAUGAUCUCGAUCACAAUGACGACGGCUUCAUCGACUACAAGGAGAUUGAGCAAAAGUUCGAUCAAGCCCACCAAGAGCUUGUGCCCAAACCCCAUGCGCACCACAUCAUCAAACGCGGGCAUGACUCCCAUGACAGAGACGCCCGACACGUCUUCCUCCGAAGUAUGAUGGGCUCGGACGCCGAUCGCAUUUCUCGUCAAGAUUUCGCAGACAUCGUUCGCCAAUGGAACAUUCCUUCCUUGAUGCAAGCCAAGAAAGAAGAGGAAGACGAGAAGACGGCCUACUGGGCUGUCCACGGCCCUGAAGUCGCGUUCCUCGCUCUUGUGAUCUCGAUCCAGGUUGCUUUCGGCGUCUGGCAGCUUGUGAAAUACUCCAUGGCGCCUGAAUACCGGGCUGCGUUUGGUUGGGGAGCUGUCAUGGCUAAAACCUGCGCAGGCGCCCUCUACCCGACCUUCUUUUUCCUCAUCUUGAGCAUGUCCCGGUAUCUGUCAACGGCGCUCCGCAGAUCGUAUUGCAUUUCAAGGUUCAUCAAUUGGGAUUUGUCUCAGGAUUUUCACAUUCGAAUUUCUUGUGUGGCUAUUCUACUUGCCACGCUGCAUGCCCUUGGCCACCUGACUGGAUCGUUUGUCCACGGGAGCAACUCUGCCAAUGAGCAAGCGGUGGCCGAUUUAUUGGGACCUGACUGGGUCCCGCGUUCUUACAUUGCCUACAUUCGCUCCCUCCCCGGGUUUACCGGUCUUACAGCGCUCGGACUCAUGUACGUCUUGUCUCUUCUCAGUAUCCCGCAGGUGCGCCGUUGGAACUAUGAGCUAUUCCAACUCGGACAUCUUCUGAUGUUCCCAAUAAUCGGCUUGAUGAUGGCUCACGGCACAGCCCACCUUCUUCAAUGGCCCAUGUUUGGCUACUUCCUCGCUUUCCCAACGUUGCUGGUGUUUGUUGAACGGGCGAUCCGCACCAUGCUAGGAUUCUACUCCAUCUCUGCUCGGCUCAAGGUUCUGGAUGAUGAAGCGGUGGAAGUCAUCGCUGUGAUUCCAAGGGAACGUCUGUGGAAGUAUCGCGCGGGACAGUACAUCUUCCUGCAAGUCCCUAAAAUAAGCUUCUUUCAGUGGCAUCCAUUUACCGUAUCGUCUUGCCGCGGUAAAGAGGUGACUGUCCAUAUCAAGACGGACGGCAACUGGACCAGGAGAUUACGCGAGCUGGGUGGUACAACAGGUGAUUCAGAGAUCCGUGUUGGGGUAAACGGACCUUUCGGCGCUCCCGCUCAGCGUUUCUACGAUUUCAGCCAUUCAGUUAUCAUCGGUGCUGGCAUAGGCGUCACUCCAUUCUCAGGGAUUCUUGCUGAUUUGCAGCACAAGGAUGACCUGGACCAUGGUGGCCCAUUAAGACCGACUGUGCAUCCUGAUUCAUUGGCAGAUAUAACGCAGACCUCACCAGGCCUGACUGAGAGCUCGACUGAUGAGACAGCGUCAGCGGGUCAAGUAAGAAAUGAAGAGCUCUCGAACGAUGAUGCUAGGGGGUUUGCAGAUGACUAUCGCCGUGUGGAUUUCCACUGGAUGGUCCGAGACAGAAACUACUUGCUUUGGAUUUCCGACCUCCUGAAUGAAGUCUUCGUUAGUCAAACUUGGCAUCGCGAGAACGAACAACGCCGACACCUGGAUAUUCGCCUCAACACACACGUCACAGCCAAGAGCAAGAGCGUGGUGACACACGUCUAUCGUUGGCUCUUGGAAAUGCACCGUACCGAAGAGCAUCCAGUCUCACCGCUCACUGGCCUGCUGAACCCUACACACUUUGGGCGGCCUGAUUUCGAUAAAAUUCUGGACGAGCAUUAUGACGAGCUGCGGGAAGAUCAGUUGAGGAGGCAAAAGAAGGAAUUGGAAAGCUCCCCAGGCGUUGGAGACGACGUCGACAAGGAGCUCAAGGUGGGCGUUUUCUAUUGCGGAGCGCCGGUUGUUGGAGAGAUUCUCGCCGAUAAGUGCAGAGAGUUGACCACGAGGGGCCGGCAUGAUGGGAGUAAGAUUGAAUAUCAUUUCAUGAUCGAAGUAUUUGGAUAG
Messenger RNA from Clonostachys rhizophaga, 2160 nucleotides. The record is from the annotation of a GenBank genome assembly. NCBI's taxonomy places the organism in Eukaryota, Fungi, Ascomycota, Sordariomycetes, Hypocreales, Bionectriaceae.